Messenger RNA from Cyclocybe aegerita, 1593 nucleotides. The record is from the annotation of a GenBank genome assembly. Lineage: Eukaryota; Fungi; Basidiomycota; Agaricomycetes; Agaricales; Hemipholiotaceae.
AUGAACAGGCUGCUGCUACGCCCGGUGGCGCGCGCAAUUCGCGUGCAGAGGUCUGCAGUGUGCACUGCUAGCGCAUCACGGUCUCUCAUCGCAUCGCAAUGUCGGAAAUUCAGUUCUACGAGUCCAGCGAACAAGCGGAAGACGCCCAAAAACAUGCCGACUGCCGACUUUUUCGACGAGAUCCCAGCGGAGGUGGUGGAGAAAGCAUCAGAGGUACAGUUGGGUGCCACGACGCCUAAACCAGAGCCCACGGAUGCUUCAAUACCAACUGCGAAAAUAGAGUCCAAACCACCAUCGAAACCUAGUUCCAAAGGGGAAUCUUCAUCCUCCAUAUCUCAACUAUCAUUUAACCCCGAACACUACUUCUCUUCCUGGUCCUCACCUCAUGUCCACGAGAUUUUGGCCUCGCAGGAAAUGUCGCUAUUCGACUACAUUGCCACCGCCAUUCAAACACCCACGAGCUUCGAGGUCAUCGCCAGCCUCGAAACCCAAUCCAAACUCGAGUUUGACAAGCGUUGGACAUUGUACGAAGCGGAACACGGGCAAGGCGAAGUCGUGAACAACAUGAAGUCGCUCCUCCCGGUCUUGGACUUCUUCCUGCACCGCGGCUUGCAAAUACGACCACCAUCUCAGGACCUCGUGCAUCUGCUGAAUCCAAUCGACAAUUCCGGGGAGUUCGACCUUGAUGGCGUAUUUGUCUCCAAAAUCGACCCGGCCACGGUGGAGCAGGCGUACGCGGUGGCGAAGGAAGGAGACUGGCAGGCCCCGAAGUUUAAACUAAAACAUUUUCCGACCCAAUUCAAUGACUAUCCCGACCUCAUGACGCCCGAUGCUCUGCUCGACCCACGCGACGUGACCGAAUUCCCUCCUUCCAAAGAUAGCCCCUUCCACAACCGCGUCAUUGUGCGCAACCACCGCUCCGUCUUCCACAACUAUGCUGAGGGCGUCUCGGAGGACCUGCUCGAGGACGACGAGCUUCCAGAGAAUGAGGGCCAGGAUACCGACGAGAUGCUCAAGGCCCUACCUGUGCCGACCAAGUACUACAUGAACCUGCACCAGUCGAUCCUCAUGCGCCGCUCCGUCGUUCAGCAAACAGGCAAGGGCAAAAUUCGCCGUGUGGCGUUCAUGGUGCUCGUUGGUGAUGGGAACGGGCUGGUCGGAUACGGCGAGGGAAAGCACUCGAACGGGUCCGUCGCGCUGAAGGCUGCCCGCCUGGCAGCGGUGAAUAACAUGGACUGGGUCGAGCGCUUCGAGAAGCGUACGAUCUGGACGGAGAUGAGCACCAAGCUUGGGGCGACGCAGAUCAUCCUCCGCCCACGACCUGUUGGUUUCGGCCUUCGCUGCAACCCUUUCCUACAUCGUAUCUUGCGCGCGGCGGGUCUGAAGGAUAUUAGUGCGAAGGUCUGGGGUAGCAGGAACAAGCUCAACGUCAUUAAGGCGGCAUUCAGGAUGCUCCAUGCUGGGCAUGCGCCGACGAGUAUGGGCGACGGUAUUGGAGGAAAGGGCAAGAAGCUCAGCAAGGGUGGAGGUUUGAAGAGCAAGAGUGAUGUAGAAAGGGCAAGGGGUAGGAAGUUGAUCAACCUCCGGCUAUGA